GGCUUGGAGAGGGACUUUAUAACGGGCAGGCUGAGAUGGCUCAUUCUCAGCCUGGAGACAGUGCUGCAAGACUUAGACCAGUGCGCCUCAGCACCAAGUGCACAUCUACCAGUGCAGAUGGCUCCACAGACUGGCUCCACCAGAAAGGAGACACGACCCGUUUCAGCCUUUCUGCAGCUUUUCACUUGGGAAGAGAUCAGGAUGCACAAUGGCCAUGGGCAAGGACAGGAGCAAUGGCUGGUGAUUGACAGGAAAGUGUAUGAUGUCAGCAAGUUUUCCAAGCGACAUCCUGGAGGCAGCCGAGUUCUAAGGCACUAUGCUGGGCAAGAUGCUACGGAUGCCUUUAUUGCAUUCCAUAAUGAUAAGUCCUUGGUGGAAAGAUACUUGAAAUCACUGCUGAUUGGGGAACUGGCACCAGAUCAACCCAGCUUUGAGUCUAAUAAAAAAAAAGCACUUUUAGAGGAUUUUCGUGAGCUGCGCUGCUCUGUUGAGAAGAUGGGACUUCUGAGGCCAAAUUACACCUUUUUCUUCCUGAUUUUCCUUCACCUCCUGGUACUGGAUGUCGCAUCCUGGCUCGUGGUCUGGCACUUUGGAAUAUCCUUUGUGCCUUUCGUGGUUGGCAUGGCGUUCUUCACCACUGCCCAGAUCCAGAUGGGCUGGUUCCAACAUGAUCUGGGGCACUGCUCUGUCUUCAGGAAGCCUAAAUGGAAUCGACUUCUGCAGAUUGUGGUGAUAAAUGUUCUGAAGGGGUUACCAGCCAGCUGGUGGAAUCACCUACACAACCAGCACCAUGCCAAACCCAACUGCUUCCGCAAAGACCCUGACCUCAACAUGCACCCUCUCCUCUUCAGCUUGGGAAAGACACUCUCUGUGGAGCUUGGAAAAAAGAAGAAGAAGUUCAUGCCUUACAAUUAUCAGCAUAAGUAUUUCAUCUUAUUGGCCCCACUUGCACUCGUGCCCUUCUUCCAGCUGUCUAUAUUCUACUUUUCAAUCAAGAGGAAAAAGUGGUUGGACCUCUUCUUGAUUGUGACUUUCAACAUCCGAGUGUGCCUCAUGUAUAUUCCUUUAAUGGGAUUUAACAACUUCAUGAUUUACUACUGGGUGUCCAGGUUCCUGGAGAGUACCUGGUUUAUUUGGGUAUCACAGAUGAAUCACAUUCCAAUGCACAUUGAUUAUGAUACGAAUAAAGACUGGAUAUCUACUCAGCUCCACGCAACGUGCAACGUGAAGCAAUCUUUGUUCAAUGACUGGUUCACUGGGCACCUCAACUUCCAAAUUGAGCACCACCUUUUCCCCACAAUGCCUCGACACAACUACUGCAAAGUAGCUCCUCUGGUGAAAGCCCUUUGUGAUAAGCAUGGCAUUGAGUAUAAAAGCAAGACUUUACUGACAGCAUUUUCAGAUAUAUUGCAUUCACUGAAGGAUUCUGGGGAGCACUGGCUUGAAGCUUAUCUGCAUGGAUAAAAACUGGCAACUCUCAAAGAGAACCUCUUCACCAGGGAACUGCUGCAGAGUCAGCACAGACCAGCAGUGUGUUUGUGUCUUCUGGCAUAGAAACUUGGGAGCUGGGCAAAGCUAACUGCAGUAAGAAUGAGUGGUAAAGUGGUUUCAAGAGACGUUUUUCCUUGUUCUCAACCAUGGACCUCUGUUUUUCCUGUUCUCAAAAUCAGAACAUAGAGCCAUGAUGAA
This is a messenger RNA of Neopsephotus bourkii (Bourke's parrot), 1689 nucleotides long. Its product is annotated as acyl-CoA (8-3)-desaturase-like. Gene Ontology annotation, cellular component: membrane. The record is from RefSeq and is a predicted model, not a curated record. The transcript is spliced from 12 exons. Gene Ontology annotation, biological process: lipid metabolic process. The coding region runs from base 118 to 1464 and encodes 448 amino acids. NCBI's taxonomy places the organism in Eukaryota, Metazoa, Chordata, Aves, Psittaciformes, Psittacidae. Gene Ontology annotation, molecular function: oxidoreductase activity, acting on paired donors, with oxidation of a pair of donors resulting in the reduction of molecular oxygen to two molecules of water.